AUGACGGAAAUCGCAUACGUGGCUCGAAUGCUGCUGCGUAGACUAUGGACCUCCCAUAACGCCCUCACUCAAACUCACACCCAACACACCCGCCACCUAACCAGCACCCACACCCACCUAGAAAAAGCCCUCCCCCCCCGGCCCAAAAUCCUCGACUCGGAAAUCCAGGAAUCCUUCCUUAAGGGCUCCGGACCCGGCGGGCAGAAAAUCAACAAGACGUCCUCGGCAGUCCAAAUCAAGCAUUUACCUACGGGGAUCGUGGUGAAAAGCCAAGAUACCCGUAGUCGGGAGCAUAACCGUAAGCUGGCGAGGAAUUUGUUGGCGGAGAAGCUGGAUCAGAUGGAGAAGGGGGAGGGGAGUCGGAUGGCGAUUAAGGGUGCUAGGAUGAGGGAGAAGAAGGCUAGUGCGGAUAAGAAGGCUAGGAGGAAGUAUAGGAAGUUGGGGGAGGGGAAGGCUGGUGGGAAGGAGGGGAGUGGGGAUGAAGGGAUGGUAGGUGUGGAGAGUGGUGCUGGCGAUGAGGCUAUGGAUGGGGAGGAUGUUGAUGGGCAAGCUGGGAGGGCUCAAGAGCUGCCACCGAAGACGAAGGUCCCUAGCCCGGGAUAA
Molecule: messenger RNA, 603 nt
Organism: Recurvomyces mirabilis
Lineage: Eukaryota; Fungi; Ascomycota; Dothideomycetes; Mycosphaerellales; Teratosphaeriaceae
Exons: 1
Coding region: 1-603 (200 amino acids)
Biological process (GO): translational termination
Cellular component (GO): mitochondrion
Molecular function (GO): translation release factor activity
Source: RefSeq, a predicted model, not a curated record